GAGUAUUUGCAGCCGUUAACAUAGGAGGAAUAUCAACUUCAUCAGAAUACAGACCUGUCAGAUUUUAUGCUAUGAAAGUGAGUAAAAAUCAAAAUAAAGCACUUAGGGAAAAAAUAGAAUUGUGUAUAGCAAAAGCAUCAGUUCUAGAAAGAUUUUCCUCAUUAGUAUCAGUAUAUUAUAUAAUAGUUGGUAUAAUAGCAGGAGUUUCCAGGGUUUUAGGAACAGUUUCGUGUCAGGAUUGGCUAUACAUACCAAUAUUAUUAUCCUGGACAAUUUCAGCUCUCUGUAGAAGAGCAUUUUCGAGAAACCUAGUAGUUAAAGACCCUAAGAAGAUAUUUAGAAGCAGUAACAAUGACAUUGACAUUGAAAGCGAAAAAAAUGUAGUUAAAAUAAUUUUGGAAGUUACUGAUUUGGAAGCAAAAGGUAUCAGAGAUAAGCGUGCUAUCAUAACAUUAACUGCAUUUUUAUCAAUCAUUUGGCCUUGGCUUGCUUUAAUUUUGGCAUACUUAACACCUCUGGUCGGAUAUUUUU
Messenger RNA from Racocetra persica, 531 nucleotides. NCBI's taxonomy places the organism in Eukaryota, Fungi, Glomeromycota, Glomeromycetes, Diversisporales, Gigasporaceae. The record is from the annotation of a GenBank genome assembly.